AUGAGAAAAAUUAAAGCCUUCCAUCCCUUCUCUCUCUCUCUCUCUCACUUAUAAACUAAUCUAGCUAGAGAUAACCAGACAUGGGAGAAAAUGGCUUUCAAGAGUCCCUAGUUUGGGACAUUAACCCGGCGGAAUGGGCCAGCUCCGGCGGCGGCGAUGUAGUGGCGGCCCCACCGGGUCUGAUUGACAAUGCCAUCAAGAGUGAGUCACCGCCGCCGCCGUCUCUACCUGGAGAGGCGGUGGUUGCGGCGGCACCGUCGUCCCCCGGUAGGAAGAGGGCGGGGUCUCCUCCAGCGGGGGAUCACGAAGGGCAUAUAUGGACGGAGAGGGAGAGGAGGAAGAGGAUGAGGAACAUGUUCAGUAAUCUUCAUGCUUUGCUGCCUCAACUUCCUCCCAAGGUAGACAAAUCGACAAUAGUGGAUGAGGCUGUGAAUCAGAUCCAGGAACUUCAUGCCACCCUCCACCAUCUCCAGAAACUAAAGCAGCAAAGGAAAUCAUCAUUCUCGCCGCCACAAAAAUAUGCCACUACCACCGCCUCCCAGAGGGACAACCAUCAGAUGACGAGGGAGGCGUUCUUGGCCGAUUACUGCGUCGGUGGCGGCUUUCCCAACAAUAAUAACAACAUUAUGGUCCAACAAUAUUUACCCAAUGACAAUCAUGCGGGGGUGGAGGCAGCAGUUUAUUAUAAGACCUGGACUUCGCCGAAUGUGUCGUUGAAUGUGUGCGGAGACGACGCGCACAUUAGCGUUUGCUGCCCGGCAAAGCCGGGCCUCCUCACAACCAUUUGCUAUGUGAUGGAUAAGUACAAGAUCGAGGUGAUUUCCGCUCACGUAUCUUCUCUCCUUCAUCUUCGCAGCAUGUUCAUGAUCCAUGCCCGCGUGACGGCGGGUGGAUAUGCGACUCAGUUUCCGGUGGAAGAGAUAUACAGGCAAGCUGCAGAAGAGAUCCUGGUGCUCCUCUCUCAACCUAAUUACAAGAAGUGGAGUCGUCUGUUCCUCCUCUUAGUCAGGCGAUUCAAUCUUCAGGGCUACAUCGACGGUUCUGUUGUCCCCCUCUCCGACGACGACGACAAAUGGUUCCAACUCGACGCUCUCCUCCAGGGUUGGAUUCUCUCUACCAUCACCGAUGAAGUCUCAGAUCUGGUAAUCUCCUCUGUUUCUACUGCCUCUGCUCUUUGGAACGUCGUUUACAACUUGUUCCACGACAACAAACAUGCCAGGGCCAUGCAGCUGGAGCAUGAAUUCCGUACAACCGUCAAAGGCAACUCCACCAUGGUGGCCUAUUGCCAACAAUUGCAGAAUCUGGCCGACUGGCUGGACGAUGUUGAUGCACCAGUCUCCCAGCACCAACUUGUUCUCCAAAUGCUUCGUGGUCUCCCUGCAGAUCUUCAUGCACAAACAUCUUUCAUGCAAUUCCAGGAUCCCAUGCCAACUUUUCUGCAGGCCCGUUCUGCUCUCAUGCUUUUGGAUCGCCAACGGACGAGUCCCACCGACUUAGGCACCACGGCCCUUCUCACGAACCGUGUUGGCGGCGGCUACCACGGCGGUACUCCCGGCGGCUAUGGCGGACAGCAUGGCGGCACGGGCUAUGGUGACGACAACUCCGGUCAUCGUGGAGGCUACGGACGAGGCCAAGGCCGUGGCGGUGGAAAUCGGGGGCGAGUUUUACCUGGUUCAAGCAUUGCUAAUGAUUUGCUUAUGUCAAAUCCCGCUCGGCUUUCGGUGGCAUUAAUGGACCCUUCAGAUUGCCCUUUAGAUUUAAGCGGUUCCAACUUCACACUGGCCGCUUCCGCCUGCUCUGCCGAAGAAGACAGAGGAAAGUGCUGCCGUUACAUCAAUUUCUUGAUAGCCAUUUCGGCAGCUCGAUAUGCCAACGAAACGGACAACCUGGGCGUGAAUUUGGAGACAUCUGAGGUUUGCCGGCAAACCAUAGCACGGACCCUGCACCUGCACGGGGUGAGCAGGGCAGCCAUUGUUUUGUGCGGGUUUGGAACGAAAAUUCCUGUGAACUAUGGCUGCCAAGGCCGGACUACAGUGUCCGACAUGGUUCAAUCUCCCAAAUUCUCAGAUGUGGCUGCGAAUUGCAAUGCUGCCCAUGUCUUAGAUGACAGCCAUUGCAAUAAGUGCUUGAAUUCGGGAAUUUCCUUUCUGCGCGAUAUCUUGGGUUCGCCCCCUACAAAUACAACUUUGAGUACUUGCAGAGAUGCAACUUUUGUUGCCCUUGCUAGCCGGGCUGAUAAUGCAUCUGCCCUUGACUUAGGAAUAUGUUUCUUUGGCGUUCAGGGGCUUGUUCAUCCUACAGUGCCAUCUCCUGCAAUACAUCCACAGCAGGUGUCUCCAAGUCCAGAGGAUGCUGCCGGUCCCACUCAGUUUUCCAUACUCCCAUCAACAAAUGAGGAACGGCGUCAAUACCACCUCACAUUGGUUCCAAUGGUUGGCAUAGCAGUUAUAGUGUUGUCUGUUGUGAUGCUCUCUGUACUUUCUGUUCUUAUCCGACGCACAAACAAACUGGUAGAUUUUGAGACUGACAAAAUAUCUUCAAAACAAUCAAAAGUGUUCUCCCCAGGAAAAUUUCAGGAAGGUUCAAGUGGCAUGUUCAGAGAAUUCAGCUACAAGGAGACAAAGAAGGCGACAAACAAUUUCAGCACAAUCAUUGGAAAGGGUGGAUUUAGCACUGUGUUCAAAGCUGAAUUCCAGGAUGGUUUUGUUGCAGCAGUGAAGAGGAUGGAUAAGGUGUCUAAGCAGGCAGAAAAUGAUUUCUGCAGAGAGAUAGAACUACUUGCUCGCUUACACCAUCGCCAUCUCGUUAACCUUAGAGGUUUUUGCGUUCGAAAGCAUGAAAGGUUUCUAAUGUAUGAGUAUAUGGCAAACGGAAGCUUACACGAUCACCUCCAUUGUCCAGGCAUGACUCCACUCAAUUGGUGUACAAGAAUUCAGAUUGCAAUUGACGUGGCGAAUGCCUUGGAAUAUCUCCAUUUCUAUUGUAACCCUCCACUGUGCCAUCGGGACAUCAAGUCGAGCAAUAUUUUGCUGGAUGAGAACUACGUUGCGAAGGUUGCAGAUUUUGGCAUCAUCCAUGCUUCGAAAGAUGGCUCUAUUUCUUUUGAACCUGUAAUCACAGAUAUCAAGGGAACUCCAGGUUACAUGGACCCAGAGUAUGUGAUCACCCAAGAGGUAUCUGGGAAGAGUGACAUAUACAGUUAUGGAGUGAUAGUCUUGGAGCUAGUGUCCGGAAGAAAAGCAAUACAAGACAACAAGAACUUGGUAGAGUGGGCCCAGGCAUACAUAACGUCAGAUUCGAGGAUAACUGGACUUGUGGACCCCACCAUUGGAGACUCGUUCGACUACGACCAACUUUUGACACUAGUGGCAAUCAUAAGAGGGUGCACGCAGAGAGAGGGGAGGGCCAGGCCUUCCAUCAAGCAGGUCCUCAGGCUUCUAUAUGAAUGUGCAGACCCUAUGCACAAUGUGUUUGUUGACGAAUAUGAUGAGGUUGAACGUAGAGGAAGAGCAAACCGGCCGCCGGGUGGGGCCCUCCUACCUUCGUCUUCAAGUACUUCUCGUUCACGCUGCAGUAGGAGCGUUGUGAACGAGAGUGGGUCCCCUGACUCUCAUUCCAACCUACCUUCUGACUUCUGAUAGAGAUAUUGAAGCAAAGAAGUUAUACCCUCCUCUACCUUAAAGGCCAAAAACAAACCAAUUUACUUGUACUAUAGAAUUUUCAUUCUUUUCUCCCUUCAAUUGAUGAUUUUGCCAGAAAGUUUUGAGGGAGGGACUGGUGAUAUU
Molecule: messenger RNA, 3785 nt
Organism: Cuscuta campestris
Lineage: Eukaryota; Viridiplantae; Streptophyta; Magnoliopsida; Solanales; Convolvulaceae
Source: the annotation of a GenBank genome assembly